CACUUCCUUCCUGCCCGGAGAGCAGUCACAGACAGACACACACUGGGCUGUGAACCAACCAGUCGCUGCAAAGAGAGAGAGAGAGAUCGGAAAAUAUCACAGCUCAGCCGAGGUCAACACACACUCCCUGCUGAGAGCAGAGUGGGCUGCAGCCUCCCAGCCUUGGAGCUCAACUCAACAGGCUAUUAACAAUUUCAUUUCAACUUGAGGAAAGCGGCAAGUGUCUGGAGGGGGUGGCUCCUGCAAUCCAGCCCCCCCCCGUCUCUCUGUGAAGUCAAGUCGUGCGGUUUGCUGUGAGUGUGCUUUUAAUUGCUGCCCCGUAUGGACUUGUGUUACUGCAAGAGUUUUUCCCGUGGCUGAAAAAGGCAGUGGGCUGGGACCGCAUUAGGAGGGUCCCCAUGCUACUCUGAGUGUUGGAUUCCGGACUGGGAACUGCAAAGAUUCCUCCUGGAUCCUGAAUGUGACCAAGUGUGCAGCCCCUGAGGUGUUUGUGUGUGUGUGUUGUUCUGGGGUUACUGGAGAGUUUAAGGCCAGCUUCUCUCCCUCCCACAUCCACACAAGGCACUGGCUUCAUCAAGAGUGGUUUCACCCCGCAGACUGGCACCGGUUUAACUGUGAGGCAAGGAGGGGCAAAGAGGGUCUCAGAAGAGGAUGGUUCUUCAAGCACUGGGCAUUCGGAAUCUGCCCAGGUGCCAUUUGGAUUUGCAGAGACUCUGCAGUGCAUUGUAGGGAACUGGAGAGGGCACUUAACGGGACACAUUGACAUUGCCACCACCAGCGCUCAGGGACUCUCAGUUCACCCUGCCUCCUGAAUCUCCGUGCCCACCUCCCACUCACUCGCCCAGAUCUGAGAGAGGGGUCAUGUUCUGAAUAGCUACCCACCAGUGGAUUCAUUGGCAAUGCCCAGAUAGAUUUCUUAACCUUGGCGAGGUGGGACAGCCAGUUCCUGGCAGGGGAGGGGAGGUGGGCACCAGUGAGUUUGAGGCUGGAUGUCAAUGCCCCCCAAUACCCAGGGUGCUUGCCCGGCCUCCCGCACUGCCAGCUGCUGAUGCUAUGGCUGCUUGCACCUUGAUCAGCCUGGGCAGAAUGAGCAACGACGUCAAGACAGACUGUCCCCAUCGAACUCCCAGGCUGGCGCUGAAGGUGCCUGAGAGACACGUCUCGCGUUGCCAUGUGCGCCUGGCACCGAGCCCUGGGGUGAAUGGCGGGCGUGGGCUCUCGCCGGCUCGGUCCAGUGAGGACCUGCGAGUGCGCAGCCGAUCCCCAGGGCCAGCCCUUCCUCUGGAGGGAAUGUCCAGCUCCCCCCUCAGCCCCUUUCCACAGGGCAAACAGGAGUGCGGAAUCUCUGAAACGUCUGGAGAUCAGCAGGAGCCGCUUAGGGGCAGGAGCCUGGCCAGAAAGUGGCAGUGUUCCCGAACGGAUGAGGAGAUCUCAGCAGUCACGGGGGUCACCAGAGGCAACCAGUCGGAGCAGAGCAGGGAUACAGCACUGCUGGCAAUACCAGGCAGCACGUUGAAGAGAAGCACCAUUUCAGGCCAGGAGGAAGGCAGCCAGUUAACCCGGCACUGCCCUAAUGAGGACCAACACCCUGGAGAUAGGCUGAACAGCCUCAGGACUCCGUCUCCGGCCUGUCCUCUCUCCUGUCAUCCGUUACCACCUCCUGCCACCCAGUCCGGCCUGGUGGAGAUCCCCCACGUCAUUGUGACAGAGCACGGGCAUGACGACAGCAGGGAGGCCAACGAUGACGGGAAUCCCAAUGGGCCCCGGGUUUUCACCCGCAAACUCUCCUCCUCGUCAGCCUCCUCUGCUGGCUUCUCCUCCUCCUGGGACGAGUCGGAGGAAGACAUCUCGAGUGACCCGGACAAAGGAGGGGAUGUCAGCUCAGCCUUUCUCCAGACCCUGGAGCAUCAGCCCAAACCCAGGGUGUACAACUACAAUCAAGCAUAGGCUGUAAAGAGCUUUGGGGUGCCCGAAGGUUGUGUUCGGUGUCAUAUGAAUGCACGUCUGUUCAUUUUAUUGAUUCUCAUUGUUUGUAUAGCCACAAAACCCUUAUUAAAAAUAAGAUAGUGGAGAGUUUGGAUGCAAAUAAAAUCAUAAAUGAUAGCCAGGGUGGGUUAUUGAUGGGGAAGUCUUGCCAAUUUAAUUUAUUGCUAUUUACUAAAACUGUAAGCAAGGAGGUAGAUAGGGGAAAGGCAUGUGGGUGCGGUGUACUUAGAUAACAGUAAGCCCCUUGAUAUUGUGGUUCUGGAAAGAAUAAACUGUGGAUGGAAAAUGAAAGGACCUGACCUGAUGAUAAAUUGUAGCUGUUGUAACAACACUAACUCAGAAGAGUAAAGCAAAUUAACUGUUGAGGUGUAUUAAAAGGUCAAUAUUGAACUAAAAUAAUGAGGUAAUGAUGCUGCUCUUUGCAUAAUGUCUGUUUGCCACAGUAGAUAAAGGAUAUUACAACUACUUGCAGAAGACAACAAACUAGAAUAAUGGAGGGUUUCAGAGCUUGAACUCAAAGGAUUGACAAAGUACUGUGGGCA
This is a messenger RNA of Chiloscyllium plagiosum (whitespotted bambooshark), 2528 nucleotides long. Lineage: Eukaryota; Metazoa; Chordata; Chondrichthyes; Orectolobiformes; Hemiscylliidae. The record is from RefSeq and is a predicted model, not a curated record.